This is a messenger RNA of Clunio marinus, 7859 nucleotides long. The record is from the annotation of a GenBank genome assembly. NCBI's taxonomy places the organism in Eukaryota, Metazoa, Arthropoda, Insecta, Diptera, Chironomidae.
AAAAAGUUCAAAAAUUGAACUUUAUCAUUAUUUUCACGAAAUCUCGCGGAACUUCUAAAAAGUUGCAGUCCGCAGAAAAACUGCUUUAUCCGGGUCUCUCCUGCGCGGCCGGAGUGUCUGGUCAAAGGGGUGUGCAGCUUAAAGGUACAUGGAAGCAUAAGAUAAGAAACAAGAAUAAGAGAAGAAGAAAAACAAACCCAUUAAGGAACCUCAGCAAUUCAUUUAGUGUGGCAAAUUUGAAAGUGUAUCAAAUGACGUUUUUAGCAUGAAAAUUCGUUGUGGUUUCUUAGAACGAUUUCAAUUGAAAGAGAGAGAAAAAAAGAAAAAGUUUUAACAUUUCAAUAUUUAUUGAUUGAUAAGUCAAAAUCUGUCAAAAAUUUCCAUCAAUAAUCACUGAAUCGAAACUGUUAAGAAGAUAAUAGGAGAAGAAAAAAGAAUGGACAACAACAUUUCAUCAGAAGGUCUGAUUCAGUCGUCGUCAGAUGACGACAGUGAUGCUGAUCUCGUAACUGACUAUCUCGAUGCACCAACAUUAACAACAAACUCAACAUCAACAGCAGCGGCUAAUAAAUCGUGUACACCCACGCAAACACCAAAUAUCAAAAAUUAUUUUGUAUCUACUGUCGAUAUAAAAGACAAAAGUUUAAUGUCAAGCAGCGAGUUAGGAUAUGCUAAUGGUACAUCCGGAAGUGGUUCUAAUAAUAACAACAACAACCACUUUAAUGCCGGAAAUAACAAUACAAUAACCAUAACAACGCCAUCUGGUCAUACACAAAACAAUAUCAAUAAUAACAACAGCAACAUCAUCAUCAAUAACAAUCAUAACAACUGCAGUAUGGUGCCAAUUAUCUCAGUGACACCGCAUAGUCCCGGUGCAAAAUACAAUAGUAUUUUGGAAGAUUCAUUAAGUCAUUUGCAAAGUAUUCGUGAGACUGUCGUUCAAAUGAAGAAUUCAUCAGCUCAAAAUACAAAUUUUGGCAAUAUUGGAAUCAUUAAUCCAACGUUGGCAUCAUCAAAGAUUUUCUACUCAUGCCCUUCCCUACCAAAUCUUAGUGUCUCUAAUGCUAUUUGGCUUGCAGCUCAAAAUGCUAUGACUUAUACAUUAAAUGAUAAUCGUCGAAAGUCAUGGACGGCAAUUGAAGAUCUCACCGACUGUACGAAAAAUUCUCAUAAGAGCAGCGUUAGUUUAACAAGCUUAGAUAGUGAAGAACAAGAAUCACUGAGAGCUAAUGAAAGGCUUCAUAAUAGAACGAAUCGUAACAGUACUGGCGGUAUUUCAACUCACUCUUUGAAUGAAGCAGAACUGGCGAGAGAUUUUGAGAAGCUAAAUGCAAAACGGAACUUAGCACCGACCGUUUGUCGCAUCCCUUUACAAAAAUCCAUUUCGACACCAUCAAUCGCACCCGUUCAAAAUGCCAAAGAAGAAAACAACGUACCAUCACGACAUCUAUCAGAUAGUGAGGAUGAUAAUCAAGAUGAUAGAUCCUUAUUAUGUGUUAGAGAUAAAAUUGAAGUUUUUACGGGCCCAGAAAAGCGACGUAAGCGAGGAUCUUUGUUCUCACGGAAAAAGAAAGACAAAAUGAAAUCAAAAGGACAAUCAACAAACUGUGAUGCUUGUGGAGCUUCAAUAAAUCUUGCAUCAUUCAAAGAUCACGUAGUAGAAUGUAAAAUGAAACUAGCUAAGUCUCAAAGUUCGAAAUCAUCGAGUGGAAAACAAAAUUAAAUCAAAAAAUCAAAAUUUAGCCACAAUUCACAUCACGAUAGUCGAGAUUAUUACGAUGGACACUCGCACAACGAUCAUCCAAACUAUUCGGAUGACACGCCGUUGAUACGAGACGAGUUUUUGAAUGAAGCAGCAAUUGGUCCACAUGACUUGGGUGCUGAGCCGAUUCUUGGCAUCGCUAUCGAUGAGUACGACUCAUGGAGCCCAAGUGUGCCAAAAGAAGUUGUAAAAUCAUUGAAAGAUAAGCAAGUCAAACGACAGGAGCAUAUUUAUGAAUUUAUAUCAACGGAGAAACAUCACUGUCAGACGCUUCUAGUCAUGCAAAAAGUUUUCGCUGACAGCAUUCAGAGGCAUUUCAAUUACUUAAAUUUGGAGCGGAUGUUUCCGCGUCUUCAAGAGUUGACUGAUUUGCAUAUUGGGUUCUUGAAGAAAUUGCGACUUAAGCAACGUGAAAACCACAUCGUUGAUAGCAUAGCUGAUAUUUUGGUCGAAUUCUUUUCUGCAUUAUCGGCACAAAAAUUGAAGAGUGCAUACGGCGAAUUCUGUGCUAAUCAUCGUUCAGCAUUAAACACUUUCAAAUACUACAUGACGGAAGAUUUAAGUUUUGCUGAGUGGUACAAGCAUUGUCUGCAGAAUCCUUUGUUGAAGAAGAAAGGAAUUCCAGAAUGCAUUCUGUUUGUGACCCAACGAUUAACAAAAUAUCCACUUUUGAUCCAGCCAUUGCUGAAAAGUUCGGUUGAAGAUAAAGUUGAGCAAGAGAAGCUUUUAAAAGCGAUGCAUUAUGUGAAAGAAAUUCUAGUUGAUGUUGAUUCACGUGUCGCUGAUAAAGACAAAGAAGAUCGUCAUUUGGAAAUUUUUAAGCGAAUCGAUGCAAAAUCUCAUGCAAUUUUAAAACUUAUUGACGAACGAUCCGAUUCCAAAGAGAUCAAAAUUAAAGAAAUGAAAUUUAAAAAGUCUGACAUCAUUUCAUCAAAUCGUAAAUUGAAAUUUGAAGGUGUAGCAACUUUAAUGCAAGGACGAUCGAAGAUGUUGACAGUGCUUGUUGUUGUGUUGUCAGAUUGUCUUUUCUUUUUACAAGAGAAUUCACAUAAAUAUGUUUUCUUCAAUCCUGAAAACAAAGCUGGCGUUGUGACACUUCAGAAGCUUCUUAUUCGUGAGAAAGCUGGAUCAUCAGAUUCCCGUGGUAUUUACAUCAUCUCAUCGAAUCCAGCUAAUCCAGAAAUGUACGAAUUAAAAGUACAAAAUCCAAAAGACAAAAAUGUUUGGAUUCAGUCGAUUCGAGCUGCAGUUGUCGAUUGCCCAGCUGAUGAUUCAAAAGCUGACGAAAGCAUGACAGCUGAUCAGAAACAAAGGAAUAUCGACGAGAAGCAAGCAACAAUAAGAGAAUUAAUUGGAAAAAUGCGCCAAAAAGACUUUGAACAAGCAAUCGUUCUGGAAGAGAAAAUUGCAUUGCAUCUUGAGCUGUUGCUUAAUCGUCAGGGAUCAUUUGCAUCUGCUGAACAGCUGAGUCCAGGUGUUAAUACUUUCUUAUCAAGUUUUGGCACAUAUCGUGACUUGGUGCUUGAUGAUUGCGAUCCAAUCGAGAUUUGGAAGAGAACAUUGAUUGCAGUUCAAGACAUUAGUCAAUUAGCAUCGUCUCUUUAUACAGCAGCGACAGGUUUGCCAUUUUCACGAUCAUUCAGUUCAGUUGGUGAACGACAAAGUGAACUUUACAUUUCUCCAACACUCCCAAAACGUGCUGAAACUUUUGGUGGUUUUGAUGAACGUCGUAACAAAGCUUCUUAUGUUCUACCAUCACGUGACGCUGUCUUGUCGACACUCUCACCUGGUUACUUCUCAAAUCGUGAUCAGAAUGAAAAGCGAGAGUCAAAUGCAUCUGAACUUGACUCGGUGUCGUGUUAUGGUUCAUCGACAACAAAUCUUGGCGAUGGUCAUGCUGAGAAUGUCACGACAGAAAUGCUUAAAGAUAAUAAUUAUGCUGCACUUCAAGUGUCACAUAAUUUACAGACAUUACUUUGCAUCAUAUCACAACAAAUGACGACAAUUCAAAGUCUUCAAAGUCAAUUGAAUAAUUAUCGUGAGAAUCCCAAGACAAUGUAUCGACAUAAUGAUCAAUUGGAAGAGUUGAGAAACCUUCAAGAUCGUCUUCAAGAAGAGAAGAAAGCUUGGUUGAAGCAUAAAGAACAACAAGAGAAAGAACUUGAAGAAGAACGUAAGAAACAGAAAAUCUUACAAGAUCAAAUCAAGAAGGAGCAGCAAGACAUCCAAGAGCAACGUGAACAACUUUACAGGAAAAUGGAAAUUUUAUCUAAUCAAGGCUUAUUGAUUUCCCCGAACGUCGCAAUUCCUGUCAAUCAAAUUUCUUCGAAUCUUUCAUCAGAAAUUGAUGGACAAGCAACUGGUGGAGGUAGUAGCAGUGGUUCAACAAUUGAUGAACAUCAUACAGACGGGAAUAACGUUUCUGAUCGAAGGAAAGACCGAUGGAAGCCAGCAACAGCAAUAAAACCAACAACUGUAAACAUGGGAAGCUCAACGAAUUCAGUAAAAAAUGUUGCAACAGUUAAACAGCAACUUCCUUUGAAGCUUUCAUCGCUUAGCAACACAAAACCAUCAACUAAUGUAAACGUAAGCACAAUCACGUCUCCAUCUGGCGUUGCGCAAAUGCUUCCACUGAAAUUGGCUGACAAAAAGUCAACAAUAACACCAAAUCAUUCGCGAACAGGAAGCAGUCCAGCAGUCAUUCAGCAACCAGUUAUGACACAACAACCUGGAAAUCCAGCGAUAAGAACCAACACAUAUCCGAAGAUUCCUGAACGGUAUCGUUUAAGAAGCACCGACGGAACAUUGCCAACAACACCACAAGGUGCAAGUCAAGGUCACAGUAAUCAAACGACACCAAGCAAGAUACGAAGUGUAUCAUUACAUGGACAGUCAACGACACCACUACUCACUAAAGUGUCACCAAAUAAUCAUUUGACUAACAGCAAUAGUAACAACAAGACUAAUGACAACAAGGACGGAAAAGAGCAGAAUAAGGAAGAAAAAGUGAUUUACUUCUGAUAUAAGCCUACAGAAGUAGAAAUUUAAAAGCAUUUUUGCUUUCAUCGACAAUGUUUUUCAUCAUAUCAAUUGAAUUAUCAGCUAAGCUUUAAUUUCUUUCACUUCAUUUUAAACUUAUUGGCGUAAGCUUUCAUUAGAAAAUUAGUUGCAGACCCCGGCGCUGAUGCGUGAAAAUAUCGUUAAAAAGCUUCUUAACGAAACAAUUGAAAUAAAAUUGGACGAGUGUAUGAAGCUACGCUGUUCAGUAAUUCAAUGCCGGGCCAUGGUUGUUCUUUUGUAACAAUUUUAAAGCUUUUCUUCAAAUAUUCUUGCAAAAACUAUUGAAAAAUGUUUCCUUCAAAACUUUUUUUGACAUAACUUAAUUAGCUGAUUAUUAGUCGUGAAUGUUGUGUUUGAACGUACAUAAAUCGAAUUUAUAAAUGUUUCUUGUAUGUUGAUUGUGAUUCGUUGUGUUGAAGAACAAGAAGAAAUAUUUAUUAUGGAGAAAAUCAAUUAAAUGUUUUAGUUUAGAACGAGUAAAGAAAAGUGAUUUAAAUAUUGAAAAAAAGCUCAUAACUUAUUUGUGUUUUUCAUCUGAUGACAAUAUUUUAAUAAGUUUAAAGAAAAAAAAUACUUAAAGUAUCAAUUUUUAUAAAAAAAAGUUGAUGGUGGAAUGAGUUACGUGCAGAUAAUCGUCCAUUUUCUUAAUCGUAAAGAUGACUUUUCCAUUCUUCCACCAUCAGCUUAUGAAACUCCACUGUUCUUAGAGCUCAUCUUAACACACGACAACAACAAAAAAAUGAAAAGACUUUUCAAUCUAACACAAAAAAGAGACAACAAAAUUGUUAGCAUAACAUUUGAGUUCACUCGCGAUAACAUUCUUGGACAAUACAAAAAGAAACACUGAAAGAAUUCUAUUAUAUUAUAUUUAGGUCUUAGACAUCUCACCAAUCUUUAAUAAAAGAAAAAAAGAAGAGAAAAAAUGAUGAUGAAAUUGUACUUAAGUAUCUACUAUUUACUUGGAUAAAUGAAACUCCAGUUGUUGACAUCUUUUAUCUACUCUUCCUCUUGCCCACCUUCUACUUCACUUAAGCUGAAUGUAAAGAAAUAAACUAACAGUUUUGUAAAUAUUUAAUUUGUCAGAACAGAAGGAAAUAAGUACUUACAUGUUUCAAUGAUAUGAAUUAAAAAGAAAAAGAAGAAAACUAUUUAAAGUGCAUUUAACGCUGAGCAAAAAGCAGCUUUUUCUAGCUGAAAAUAAGUUUAAAAAAGAGAAAAUAAUAAAAGUUCAUACAAAGCAAUUCAAUUUGCUCAUAAUCUUAUUGUACUGAUAAAAGGAAGGAAAAUGGAAAAUCAUAUUUUCCUUGACAUUUGCAAUUUUUUCGCAAACUUUAACUGAGUGUCAUGAAUUUUCAAAGACAUAUGAAAUUAAUGGCAAUCUACUUUAACAAUUUACAAGGUUUAACAUAAAUAUAAUCUUUUGGCUAAGUGCGAAAGCUUCGUGUGCUCGACGUAGCGUGGCGGCGUUGUGUGAAUGUGUGAUCAGUCGUUGAAGGAAAAGCUGAAGAAAUUCUUGGCAAAAAAAAUUACAAAUUGCUAAAUUAUGUGCAACAGUAACAAAACUAAAUUCUUAUACAUUCUCAAAGAACGAAACAGUAUUUUUUGUGACUUGACUUUUAACAUUCUUUUGUUAAGAUUUCAAGAAAAGUAAUUGUAAUCAAACUGACCCUUGAAUUGGAAUUCUUUACGGUAUUAAAAAAUAUAAAAGAAGAAUGAAACAAAAACCUCGAUGUUUGUUUGAUACUCUUACUUAGAAUGGUUGUUAUUUUUAUUAUCUAGAAAACAUUUAUCACGAUGAAGAAGAAAAUUUUUGAGAAUUUUGACAAAUUCUUAUUGCUGGUCAACAAUAGAAAACAAAAACUAACAGGAUAUUUUAAAAGCAGGAAGAAAAAUCAUAUUUUUGUAAACUUUGAACUCCUCAAGAGACAAAAUAACAAAAUUCCUUCAUCCGAUAGUUUAUUUACAAAGUGUAAAAGAUUUAUGUAGUUCUUCUGAAACAAAUCUACAAAUAUAUAUUUUCAAUCAUAUAUCAGACAAAAAUCUCCUUGUAGGAACGUGUUGUAAUUAGAGAAUUGUGAUUGUGAUUACUUAGAACACGAAAAGAAUUAAAUAACUUGAAACUUUGCGCAGCUUGUUGCAAGAACUUACAUGAUUACUUAAAUGAAUAAAAAAGAUGCACUGACACUUACUAAGGAAACUUGUUGAUUUAAAAAUGAAAAAAAUAUCUACACAAAGUAUUAAAAGAUAAAAAAAUAAUUACAAAUGGCCUAAAUAUUAAAACAAAAAGAGAAACAUGUAAUUUUCAAGACGUUUAAACUGUUAAGAAGCUGAAUAUCUAUUAAAUGGCAAGAUUAAUGUCUUUUAACUUGAAACUUUUCUUAUAAUUCUAAUAAAUUUGUUUCCCUCAUUUCCCGAUGAUGUAAGGCUGUGUCUGUCACUAGACUAUCAACAUUCCAACCUUCCACUUUCUAUUUAAGUUUAAUUACAUGUACAAAAUAUUAUUCAUCUUAAUAUUUCCUUCGAUAUUCUAUGGAAUCCUUGUCUUUCAUUACAUUCAAAGACUUAUUCCUCUGAUGAACGCCAAAAUUUCUCUUCUUUCAUCUUCAAAUAAAUAAUUUCCAAUUUCAUUGUUUACAUCAUUUGAAAUCUUCUCCAAAAAUUGAACCUCAGAGAAAACAAAAAAAAAUAUAAAUAUUAAAAAAGAAAAAAAAAAAUCAUUUCGUGCAUUUAAAGAAGACAUUUAUCAUGUGACUUAAUUGUUAAUAACUUAGAUUUUUAAUGUAAAUAGCAACAAUAAAUACUCGACUUUAAUUUAUGUAAUUUUUCCUCCAUUUUUCCCUCAAACAAAAAAAAAAGAAGAAAAUGAAAAAAAAAUUAUAAAAAAUAAAUAUAUUGGAAUGAAUUUUCAUUAGAAAGCUGUAACUCAAGGAAGUAGAAAAUUAGAGGAUGAAGUUUGUAAAAAAUCAAAGGAUGAAGUGGAAAGAAGGAAAAUGAGAAAGGAAAUUGGCAAAAUAAAUAUAAUUCAUUAAAGUAGAAA